This is a messenger RNA of Penicillium angulare, 885 nucleotides long. RefSeq lists its product as uncharacterized. Bases 1 to 885 code for a protein of 294 amino acids. Gene Ontology annotation, molecular function: dipeptidase activity. NCBI's taxonomy places the organism in Eukaryota, Fungi, Ascomycota, Eurotiomycetes, Eurotiales, Aspergillaceae. The transcript is spliced from 3 exons. The record is from RefSeq and is a predicted model, not a curated record.
AUGAAGCAAGCGAAGGUUUCCGGAAAGGUCCGCCUUCUCGGGACCCCCGCCGAAGAGGGAGGCGCAGGCAAAGUAAAGCUUAUCGAUGCAGGCGCCCUGAAAAGUACUAUCGCAUCAUUAAUGAGCCACCCAACACCUCAUUUUCCUCAUAUAUCUGCAGACUCAGCAGGUGUCGCAUUUGGUACCACCUUGGCUGCUGCUGGAUUUACAGCGGACUUCACUGGCAAGUCAGCGCAUGCUGCACAGAUGCCUUGGGCUGGUGUAAACGCUCUUGAUGCGGCGUCACUAGCAUAUCAGGCAGUCGGUCUGCUUAGACAGCACAUUAAGCCAACCGAGAGAAUCAAUAUUAUACUUCCCGAGGGAGGCACGGCACAAAACAUAAUCCCUGACAAGGCACGGAUACGUUUCAGCGUGCGAUCCGAAACAUUAAAGGAGAUGGACAUUUUGCGGACCCGGGUUGAAAAUUGUAUGCAAGGUGCAGCACUGGCUACAGGCUGUGGGGUCGAAAUAGCCUCGGAAAUGGUCCCAUAUGCAGAAAUUCGACCGAAUGAGACCCUGUGUACAGAGUUCGCCCGGUAUAUGAGUUCCAAGGGAAUGGAAUAUCACUGCGACCUGCUAAAAAAGGACCUCGCCUCUUUCAGCACAGAAAUGGGUAAUGUUAGUUACGAGGUUCCUUCAUUCCACGGACAUUAUUUUAUUCCCACCCCUCCCGGAACUGCGAUGCACACCGACGCAUUCCGUGAUGCUGCGAAGGCAGAAGAAGCGCACAGUAUUACCAUGUCGGUCAGCAAGGGAAUGGCUGUUACUGCCCUCAGGGUUCUCAUCGAGGACGAUUUUGCGACAGAAGCGAAGAAUAACUUCGAGAAAGAUAAGAAUUUGCGAUAG